UUUGUUGGUAUGCAUUUAUUAUUUAGUUUCAAUCAAAAAAAUUUAGCCCAAAUGUUAGCCCAUUUUAAAUAUGCGCAACAAUUAUAUUUAUUUUGAAAGCCAUGGAAAAGUCAUUAAAAUGCAAAUGUUACAUGUGUGGUCAUAUAAAAAUGUUCAAUUGCAUUGCUUCCUGUAAAAGACUGAAUUUAGGAGUAGUAGUUAAUAGUUAUAUUAUGUUAAAAGACUGAAUUUAAGAGUAGAAAUCUGUUACUUCUAGACAAUCUUUGAGAAAUUUUAUUUGUAACCCUUUUUCAUACAACAUUAGAAGUUUUUGUCUUAGGUUUGAUGUAGAUUUGACAGAUCUCUAACUUAAUUGCUUUGGAUCAAUUAACCUAUAUUUUUGGGUUUUUGUUAUGCAACUUUCAAUUGUUAUUGUUUUAGUCUUGUUUACUUUACCAAAUGUUUAUUUUUAAAGUACCUCAGUGGUUUUCAAAAGAUGUUUUUUUUUCAAGAUACUUUGUGGUUGGUUUCAACAUGACUGGUGCUUGUUCAUUGUUUCCUUUUCUUUUGACAUUUUCAAUAUGAAUAAAAUAUUAUUUGCUUAAAGACAACCUAACUGUAUUAUAAACGUAAAUAAAUGUAUAUAAAUAUUUAACUUUAAACAAAAAUAAAUAUCAAGUAACUACAUUCUGCUUAAUCAGGCCUUCACAGCAAGGGAUGUAUUUGCACACCAUUAUAUGACCAUGCAAAUAAUAACUUUGUUUUGACAUUUGAUCAUGGUUGUCAACAUGUCUUUAGAAUUUGAACAUUUUAAAAAUGCCCAAAAAACCCAGCAAAAAAAACAUCUAAAAAUAAAAUUAAAACUCAGCUAAAAUAAAACGCUAAGAUUAUUUAAAUCAGAUUGUAAUUAUGUUUGGAAUAAUAAACUUUGAAUCUUUUAUCUUCCAUAGAUGAGUUUUUUUCGGGAAUUCCCGGAAUUCCGGAAAUUCACAUCAAGUUUCCGGGAAAUUCCGGAUGCUUUUUGCUAUUGAUUUGUAAAAAGUUAUAUAAAAUUUUAAAUACGACAUGGUUUGCAUUUAAGCAAUUAUGUUUUCUAUAAAUGAAAUUUUCACGAGAUCAAUUUUUUCAAAAUUUUUUUUUCUUUUUAAUUCAUUCAAAUUAACUUUUUCGAAUAUUAGAAAUUCUUUUUCUUAAGAAGUUAAUUGAUGUAAAUUCCGUUUUAAACGUUUGCAAAAGAUCUUGUGUUAAAAAUUACUAUCAAGAAGAAAGAAAAGAAAAUGCAAGUUAAGAGUUUAUCUGACAUUUCUGAGAUAGACAAAAAUAUUAAAAACAAGUUUCGCUGGAAUUGGCUUCAAGAGAAAGACUAUAAUGAUGAGCAUUAUUCAGCCUAUAUUACAAAGAUAAAUAAAGCCGGAGCGGUACGAUGUACAAUAUGUAAUAAAGACUUUUAUUAUGGAAGUGAAGGUAAAAAAUCUUUACUCAGUCACUCUAAGUCUAAAAUGCAUCGUCAAAACUGCGCAAUGAUUAAGUCCAACGAAGCCAUACCGUCGUCAUUUUUUACUAAUUUAAAAAAAAAAGACAUGUGUAUAUUGCCAUAUGGCACUCCGGAUAACGUGCAUAUUGGCAGUACUUGCACAAAGAGAGUAAAGCCUACCAUUAAACCUAUUGUAAGUUUUAGAGACAGGACAUCAAAUGCAGAAGCUAUGACACUCACAUUUAUUUGUGAACACAAUCUUCCAAUAUCUUUAACAUCCCAUAUGAUUGAAUACGCAAAGGAAAUGUCUAAAGAUCAUCGUGUUUUAAAAAAUUUGAAAAUGUUCAGAACAACUGCUUCGUAUAAGCUUCGAGAAGGAUUAGGUGAAGCUUUUCAUGCUGAGCUUGUUUUUGAUAUGAAAAUAAAAAUGUUCUCCCUUAACAUAGAUGAGUGCUUCUCGGCAAAAAAUGAGAAGGUUCUCAGUAUACUCUUAGCAUAUUUUUGCGACAAAACUAAUAAAGUUGUAUUAAAGCACUACGCGUCAUUAUCGCUUGUUACGGUAAAUGCCGAAAGUCUUUUUAAUGCUGUUAUUUAUUUAACAAAGACGCAAUUCCAUUAAGUAAUCUUGUUUCCAAUUUAUCAGAUUCUACCAAUUAUAUGAGAGGAAAAAUCAGUGGGUUUGAAACAAGGUUAAGAAAAGCGGUUCCUCACUUACUUGAUAUUGAUGGUGAUAUUUGUCAUCAUGUGCAUAAUGUUGUCAAAAAAUUUACUUCUUUUUUCGGCAAGGUAGUUGAAAACUUACUGGAUGAUAUCUACAUUGAUUUUAAAUAUAGCCCAGAUCUUCGUACAUUUCUGAAAAAAAUCUAUCAAAUCACAGGUGUCACAUACAACACUCCAAAGCAAAGGGUUUGUCAUCGAUGGUUGUCUGUUUUAGAUUGCACUCUUCCUAUGCUUGAGAUGAUGCCUGCUUUCACCUUAAUUUAUUCUUCUUGGCUAUCAAAACAAGACAUCUCUCUGUAUAAAGAUGAAAGUGACAAAAUUUUAAAGAGGCUAUCAAAUCAAAGUAAGAAACUAAUAGAAAAAAUAAAAUGUAAAAUGCAGCAGAAAAAACUAACAAAACAAGGUGCAGAAAGAAAAGCUAGAAUUGUUAAAAGUUUAUUUUUCCGACGUAAUGAAACAUUACUUUAUAUUAAUUUGUACGUUGAAAUUCUUCCUAUUUUUAAAUCAUUCAUUUUAACUUUUGAACAAAAAGAACCGUUAGUCCAUCGAAUUUAUGAUGAGCAAAUUGAACUAGUGAAAACAAUUUUAACUUGUUUUAUUAAGCCAAAGAUGAUAAAAAAUAUAACAGGAGAAAAGUUGAAGUUUUUAAACCUGAAAGAUAAAAAAAUGUAUCGCCAUUCGAACUACAUAUACCUUGGAAGUAAUGCUGAAAAAUAUUUGUCAAGAAUACUUAUUCGAAAUCCUGAUUUCAAAUCAUCGUUUUUAAAGACCUUGCUAAAAGCUUACCUUGAAUCGUCAGUUUACUUACUUAAUAAAUUACCCUUUAACAACCCUUUAUUAAAAUGCCUCUCUGCGAUCGACCCAAUGUCUCAAGGUCACGAAAUUACAGAGAGAAUGCUAAAAAAACUCAACUUUCUUUCCCUCUGUAGAUAUAAAUAAAGUAAUAUUUAAUCGAGAAGUUAUGCAGCUUCAGAUAGAUAUAGCGCUUCCACCCGUAUUUGAUGAUGGGAAGCCCGUACGUCUUGACUAUUGGUGGGCUGAAGUUUUUAAGUGUAAAAAAUAUUUAGAGCUUAGUAAGAUUAUCAAGGCAUGCUUAAGUAUUUUUAGUAGUCCUCAUGUUGAGCAAUCUUUCAGCAUGAUGAACACCAUAGUUAACAAAAAGACAAACUGUCUUGAUACUUUAACGUACUCUGCUAUAGCUUCAGUUAAGUAUCAAUUAUUAGCAAACGAGACCACAGCAGUAGGGUACUUUAAAAGGCGAGAUAUAUUGCAUGACCCAGUUAACAAAAAUAUCUGUGGUCAUUUGCAAACUGCAAGCAAACGCUAUAAUAAAAAAAUGAAAUUCCAUCAGAAAAAUAGAAAAGUUGAAGAAAGAUUUUUAAAUAUAAAUUCAACGUCGAAAAAAAAAAUUGCCUUACAUGAACAGUGCAAAAAAGUUAAAGAAUCUAUUAUUGAUCAUGCAAAAAAGUGCAGAAAAAGAAAAGCUGACGAAUGCUUCACAACAGAAAAUUAUAAGAAAAAAAAGUAUUGAUUCCUGACAUUUA
Hydra vulgaris (swiftwater hydra) is the source of this 3717-nucleotide messenger RNA. NCBI's taxonomy places the organism in Eukaryota, Metazoa, Cnidaria, Hydrozoa, Anthoathecata, Hydridae. The record is from RefSeq and is a predicted model, not a curated record.